Fragaria vesca subsp. vesca is the source of this 2507-nucleotide messenger RNA. Its product is annotated as LRR receptor-like serine/threonine-protein kinase FEI 1-like. NCBI's taxonomy places the organism in Eukaryota, Viridiplantae, Streptophyta, Magnoliopsida, Rosales, Rosaceae. The transcript is spliced from 14 exons. Gene Ontology annotation, biological process: protein phosphorylation. Gene Ontology annotation, molecular function: protein kinase activity; protein binding; ATP binding. The record is from RefSeq and is a predicted model, not a curated record. Bases 247 to 2037 code for a protein of 596 amino acids.
GACUCUCGACUAGUAGUGCCAGAUAGUGCUGCGGUGUCGUUUUGGCCUUUUCUCUUCUGGCCGCUCCGACCUGCAUUCAUCUCAGAUCGAAGCUGCUGGUCCUCCGUCUUCACCGCGUCUCCGGCCUUCUUUUAUUUUGCUUGCAUUUCCGGCUGCUGGAUGUCAUCUUCAAUUAGAGGGACGCGUACUGAAGAUUGGUGUGCUAGAUGAAUUGUAGUAGCUUUAUUAUGCUUGACAAGUGCCACCAUGGGCAUGUUUUUGGUGAAAUGGAGAGGGCUGUGGCUUCUUUACAUUCUACUGAUUUAUAUUACGGUGAACAAAGGCAGAGCAAUCAGUGUUGAUGGUGAGGCACUUUUAAGCUUUAGGACAGCAGUUGUUAGUUCAGAUGGCAUUCUACUUCAGUGGAGACCAGAAGAUCCUGAUCCAUGUAAUUGGAAAGGAGUAAAAUGUGAAAAUAAAACCAAGAAAGUAAUCAGCUUGAGUCUUUCUGGUCAUAAAUUGAGUGGCUUUAUACCUCCUGACAUAGGGAAGCUAGAUCAGCUAAAGUUUUUAUCUCUUCAUGACAACAACUUCUAUGGUACUAUUCCUUCAGACUUGGGGAAUUGCACGAAAUUGCAAGGAAUAUACUUGCAGGGUAAUUACUUAAGCGGAUUAAUCCCCAGUGAUUUGGGAAAGCUUUCUGACCUCCAGUAUUUAGAUAUUUCAAGUAACUCUCUGAGUGGAAGUGUCCCUCUGUCUCUGGGGAAGUUGGAUAAUCUUCAUACUUUCAAUGCGUCAAAUAACUUUCUUGUUGGACCAAUACCAUCUGAUGGCAUCCUUACCAACUUGCCUGAAAGCUCGUUUGUUGGAAAUCGUGGUUUGUGUGGGAAACAAAUCAAUGUGAUAUGCAAAGAUGACAAUGGAGGCUCUGCUCCAAAUUCCCAAUCCCCAAACUCAGAACAAAGUCAAGGUGGAAAGAAGAAAUACUCUGGCCGGCUACUAAUUAGUGCAUCAGCAACUGUAGGAGCACUGCUUCUGGUGGCUCUCAUGUGUUUCUGGGGUUGCUUUCUUUAUAAGAAGUUUGGUAAACUUGACACUAAAGGUCUUGCAAUGGAUGUCAGAGAAGGUGCAUCAAUUGUUAUGUUUCAUGGAGAUUUGCCGUACUCUUCUAAAGACAUCAUUAAGAAAUUAGAGACUUUGAAUGAGGAACACAUAAUUGGUGUUGGGGGUUUUGGAACAGUGUACAAGCUUGCAAUGGAUGAUGGCAAUCUAUUUGCACUAAAAAGAAUUGUAAAGAUGAAUGAGGGCUUUGAUCGUUUUUUUGAAAGGGAGCUAGAAAUUCUUGGAAGUAUAAAACACCGCUACUUAGUGAACUUGAGGGGAUAUUGCAAUUCUCCUACAUCAAAGUUGUUGAUCUAUGAUUUCCUAUCUGGUGGAAGCCUCGACGAAGCUCUUCACGAAAGAUCUGAGCAGCUAGACUGGGAUGCACGCUUGAAUAUUAUAAUGGGAGCAGCAAAGGGCCUGGCUUACUUGCAUCAUGAUUGCUCGCCUAGGAUCAUACAUCGAGAUAUAAAGUCAAGCAAUAUAUUACUCGAUGGAAAUCUUGAGGCACGAGUAUCUGAUUUUGGACUCGCCAAACUGUUGGAGGACGAAGAAUCUCACAUUACAACAAUUGUUGCUGGAACAUUUGGUUAUCUGGCUCCAGAGUAUAUGCAAAGUGGUAGAGCAACUGAAAAGACUGAUGUUUAUAGUUUUGGGGUCCUGGUGCUUGAGGUGUUGAGUGGGAAGAGACCCACAGAUGCAUCAUUCAUUGAGAAAGGCCUCAACAUUGUUGGCUGGUUAAAUUUUCUGGUCACAGAGGAUAGGCAAAGAGACAUUGUUGAUCCGCAGUGUGAAGGAGUGCAAGCUGAAAGCCUUGAUGCCUUGCUCUCCGUUGCCAUUCAAUGUGUUUCUUCAAGUCCAGAAGACCGACCCACCAUGCACAGGGUGGUCCAGCUGCUUGAAUCUGAGGUUAUGACACCAUGCCCUAGUGACUUCUACGAUUCCAACUCUGAUUAAGAAAAAAAAACCUGUGUGGAUGUGGAAAGUUCGGAAUUGCAUAUACGUGCACAAACAGCAAACAGUUGGAGGGGCUCAGUAUCUGCAAAGGUACAGUAUCCAUUUCAUCCGUUCAAUUUUUUUCUGCAGCUUAGCAAGAUUUACAAGUGACCUGCAGCUGUCCCUUUGCCCAUGGUACAUGACCAUCAAUUUAUUGAUCAUCAAUGAAUUUCUGUCCUUCUGGGGGGCUAUUUGCUCCCUUAAUCUCAUUUCAGAUGAGUGCUCUCUUUCUAUCGUUUGUUCUCUUUUGUUGUUGUAAGUCCACUUGCCUUUUUGUUCCUCCCUACAUUAAGUGUAUAUGAUAUUGAUAUAAAUCGAAAGGUGGCCUCUCCACAAGUGAUUCUUGUUGAUGCCAUUUUGUAAAAUAUGAUUUUAUGACAAUAAUCAGUUAGAUGAAUAUAGUAGUAAGAGUCUGAGGCUGUUGUGGUUUC